This is a messenger RNA of Cylicocyclus nassatus, 603 nucleotides long. The record is from the annotation of a GenBank genome assembly. Lineage: Eukaryota; Metazoa; Nematoda; Chromadorea; Rhabditida; Strongylidae.
AUGAGUACAACUGUCGAUGCCAUUUUUUGUUACCUCACCAACACUACCGAAUUUAUAGCAAACAAUCGUAGUAUUAGUACUGAGGAACACACAUCAAGAUUCUGCCGCUUCCAGAAUAGACAUUUGGUUUACGAUGAAUUAAACGACAUAGUUGGAAAAUCGAGAGUACAGUUCGCCACUGUCCGGCAUCCUGUGCAGCGAUUUUUGAGUGGAUUCGUGGAUAAAUGUAUUUGUGAAGCCGAAGAGGUGAAAAAGCUGUGCUUAAAGUGUAACGACAAUCUGAUUUGUUUCAUUGAAAAAUUAUAUUCGUAUUUGAACGAUGUUUAUGCAAGUAAUAAGACUCUCAAAGGCUAUAACUACGACCUUGCGCACUUCGCACCGCAGAAUUGGUACUGCAACUUCUAUAAUCAUUUUGAUGAUUAUAUUAUAAUUCGUCAAGGAGAAAACCGAGAAGAGAUUAUGGAGCAUGCGCAAAAACUGGAGAUGAUUCUUCGCAGUGCUAAUGUUCCCGACCGGUACAGAAAGGAGAUAAACAGACAGCUGCUCACGCAUCUUUCCCAAUCUGACGAAAAAGAGCAGACGUCAUCAUUUACCGUUGCUUAG